This is a messenger RNA of Effrenium voratum, 2475 nucleotides long. The record is from the annotation of a GenBank genome assembly. NCBI's taxonomy places the organism in Eukaryota, Dinophyceae, Suessiales, Symbiodiniaceae.
AUGUUGAGUAAGGAGCACGAAGAGGAGCUCUCCCGGCUGCGUGCGGAGAAUCAGCGCUUGGCGGAGGAGAACGCGCGGUUGACUGGCGCGCCCUUGCGCCAAACUGGCCAGGUAGAGCUGCCACGUGCUGAGCCGCCCAGAGUGAGAACUGCCGAGGAGGUGGAGGUCAAAGUGGACCCCAUCUCCAAGCCGGAGGAGCUGCUGCCUGGCAACUCGCAGGUGAAGCUCACCAUCUUCGGAGCGGGUGGCUUCCCGCAGGAGGCGGGCGACUUCGCCAAGGUGCAGAUCCGCUGCACCGUAGGCUUGCAGGACAACAAGACGCAGUGGAUGCCGCUGCAGGGGGCUGCGGUUGGGCCGAACAUGGUCCCCGAUGCGCAGACCUGGGAGGCUGCGCUGCAGUCCCCAGAGAUCAUGAGAUUCCAGACGGACAAAGGCAACCUCUUGGAGGACAUCACAGUGGAGCUGUGGGCUCCAGACAGACAGGUGCCACUGGCCACUGCCACUGUGGCGCCGGGCAUGCGCCGCCAGAAGGUCCUCUUCGACUUCGGGGGCUUUUUGGAUGCCGAGGUCACGGUGGACGGAAACCAUGCCAUGGGCCACGCCGCGUCUGAGGAUGGCUCCAAGGAGGCACCGGUGAACAAGGCCCAGAAGGUGAACUUGAAGCCCAACACCACCGCACGCCUCCUCAAGAUCUUCAAGGUGGAGGACCCCGCGGCCAAAGUGGUUCUGCCCAGGGACGUCUACAAGGCGCUGAAGCUGUGCAGGAAGAAGACCACCUCCUUCAACGUCAGCUUGGAGGUCCCAGAGUUGGAGGAGGUGCUCUCCGAGAUCAAACGGAUCCACGAGAUUGUCCACAAGAAAGAGGAGGAAUCGUCCAAGGUGGCGCGCCCAUCUGCGGUGAUCUCCUGGAGUGCCUUUCUGGACACUCUGACGCUGGUGCACUUGUCAGAAUUUUCCACAGGCCAGGUUUCGCUGCGGCUCUUCAUCGUGCAGAAGGCGCUGCUACAAGAUGACCUUCCAACGGGCAGAGCCGCGCUGGCGCUGGUGAAGGCGUAUGAGCAGGUGCGCAAGCCCACGACCCAUUCCCAGCGUGGGGUGCUGGUGAUCGAGGCCAUAUCGACUGUUGCCAUCUUCAUGAGCUUUAUCACCACCGGAGUCUCCUUGGACUAUGCGCCCAAUUGGGACGGCUGGAGAUGGGUUGACACCGGCUUCGCCCUCAUCUUCGUCACCGAGGUACUAUUCAAAAUUAUAAUCCUGGGGCCCCGCAGUUUCUGCUGCAAGCGUGACCGCAUAUGGAAUUGGUUUGACCUCUGUCUCUCCUUGGGCGCGGCAGCGGAGAUCGUUUGGAACCUUUCGAUGCGCAGCACCUCGACUCCCACCCGGGUGGCUCUCACCUUGCGAGUGCUGCGAUUGGCCCGGGUGUCCUUCUACAUGAAGCUGAUCCAAACGCCGAUGCUGCAAGAGCUCGCCAACAUUGUCCAAGGCUUUUUGGUGGCUGUUCCCUCGCUGUUCUGGGUUCUGGUCACCCUCUCCGUGGUGGUCUACGUCUCGGCGCUGGCGAUGCGCGCUACGGUGCAGAGGAUCAGUGGCGGAGGGAUUGAGACAGAUACCUGCGGCAGCGGGGACUCCUACGACCUGAACGCCCAGCUACCGUCCGGCUGCGGGGACAUCCACGACCUCUACGGGGUGGAGUACUGCGGCUCAGUUCUGGGGUGCAUGUUCACUAUCUUCCGGUGCAUGAUUGGAGACUGCACCACCCGGGGCGGACGAAGUUUGACGCUGGUGUGGAGUCAGGGCUAUGGCGUCCAGUUCGAUGUCUUCUACGCCUUCAGUAUGGUUUGUGUGAUCUUUGGCAUGUUCAACAUCAUCACUGCCAUCUUUGUGGAAGCUACCAUGAACGGCUUGAAGGAGAAUGCCAACGAAAAGAAGUAUGCGCAGGCCUACGAAUCUAACUACAUGACAGAACAGCUGGCGAAGUUGGUCAUGAUGGUCAGCAAAACAGUGCAGCGCGCUCGCGCUGGCCAGGACCAAAGCAGCAUGGGAACGAUCAGGAGAUCUCUGAGCUUCUCGGACAAGUCCGACUCCGAGCUGGACAAAGAGCUCUUCUUGACGGAAGAAGAGUUCAUCACGGCCAUCCGCACUUCUGAGGUGCGAAUGCUGUUGGACGACUUGGAUGUGAUAGUGGAGCCCCGGCCGGGUGUGUUCGAAGCCUUCAACCAAGAGGAGGAUGGCACGGUGUCCAUGUCGGAGCUGGUCUCCGGUCUCAUGAGCUUCCGUGGAGAGUUGCAGAAGGUUGACGUUCUCACCACCAAGAAGUACAUGGAGAACCUGAUGAAGCAGGUGCAUGAUCUGCAGCACACGCAGGGCCAGAUUGUCACCCACAUUCAGGAGCGGCCGGCCACCAGUCCUCAGAACCUCCCGCGCCACGAGUCCCGGCGCCUGGUGGUGGCGGUGCCCCGAAGGCGGAAGUGGUAA